UCUUCUGACCAAUCACAAACCAGUUUGCUUUGAGGUGGGCGACGGUUGUACGCAUGUGCACAGUGUGUAAUGUGAAAAAGGGGGGUAAACAGCUAACAGUUAGCGUGUUAAAACGAAACAAAAAUGGAUUCACAGAAAGAUCUGCAGCCGCCAAAACAGCAGCCUAUGAUCUACAUAUGUGGAGAAUGCCAUACAGAAAAUGAAAUCAAGGCCCGUGAUCCAAUCCGAUGCAGAGAGUGCGGCUACAGGAUCAUGUAUAAGAAGAGAACAAAGAGAUUGGUUGUUUUUGAUGCCAGAUGAAGAAGAGGCGAGCUGCAGUUUCAUUUAUUAUCUGUACUAUUUUUGUAGUGAAUGACUGUGUAAAUACAUAAAAUUCCAGGCCUGACUCCAUAUUUCUGAAUUCAGCUCAAAACUCACAAUUUUCAUGUUGACACAAAAAGUGUCUGAAGAGUGAUGGAUGAAAGAUUUGAUUUAUUAAAAAUAUGAUUUUCACUGAA
Messenger RNA from Scatophagus argus, 497 nucleotides. RefSeq names its product RNA polymerase II, I and III subunit K (gene polr2k). Gene Ontology annotation, cellular component: RNA polymerase II, core complex; RNA polymerase III complex; RNA polymerase I complex. The transcript has 4 exons. NCBI's taxonomy places the organism in Eukaryota, Metazoa, Chordata, Actinopteri, Scatophagidae. The coding region runs from base 124 to 300 and encodes 58 amino acids. Gene Ontology annotation, molecular function: DNA-directed RNA polymerase activity; DNA binding; zinc ion binding. Gene Ontology annotation, biological process: DNA-templated transcription. The record is from RefSeq and is a predicted model, not a curated record.